AUGCACGGUUGGGGAAUCUCCGUCAUAGGUUAUGAUUCAUUAUCUUCUUCGAAAGAAUUACAUGAAUUUGAUGAUGCUGUUAACAAAGAACACCCAUUUGAAACUGAUCACGUCCAAUUAUUUAGGGGUCAUUGUAAUGGUCUGAUUUACUUUCGGGGUUCUGGUAGGAGGAAUAUGAUGCGCUUUUGUGUUUGGAACCCUGCCACCAAAGAGUACAAAAUCAUACCCAAAUCACCAACAAAAUAUAUGAGAUACGGGGUUGACUUGUGUGGUUUUGGUUAUGAUUGCAAGAUCGAUGAUUACAAGCUUUGCUCUACAAAUGGGGUGCUUGUGAAUGGAGCUUUGAACUGGUUGUGCAUGAAGCGUGGCAAAGACACCGAGCUAAUUAUCUCUUUCGAUAUCAGUGAUGAAAAAUUCAAAGAAAUGCAACCACCUAAAGAAGUUUCUGAAAAUAAGGAACUUUUGACGACUGUGGGAACUUUGGAAGGGUUGCUUUGUGUACUUGUUGAAGUUGUUAAUGUUCAGUUUAGAGUUUGGGUGAUGCAGGAUUAUGGGGUUCAAGAAUCUUGGACAAAACGUUUUGUUGUUACCCAUGAGAAAUUUAUGAAAUAUCCUUCUAAUGUAUUUCAUUUGUGUUCCUUAGACAAAGGUAAAAUAAUUUUAUUCUCUGAUGGUGACACACUAGUUCUGUAUGACCCAAAACAUGAAUAUGCUAGAAAAAUAAGCAUGGAGCCGGAUCUAGGAGGCUGGAUCUGGAAUUCAGUUAAUUAUUUUGAAAGCUUAGUUUCAGUUAACUCUGGUAGAUAUGUGGGUGAGAAUCAAGAAGACAGUGACGAUUCAGAUUCAGAUUCAGAUUUGGUGAUAAAAAGUCUAAUAUGA
This is a messenger RNA of Papaver somniferum (opium poppy), 879 nucleotides long. Its product is annotated as F-box/kelch-repeat protein At3g06240-like. Lineage: Eukaryota; Viridiplantae; Streptophyta; Magnoliopsida; Ranunculales; Papaveraceae. The coding region runs from base 1 to 879 and encodes 292 amino acids. The record is from RefSeq and is a predicted model, not a curated record. The transcript is spliced from 2 exons.